Alligator sinensis (Chinese alligator) is the source of this 645-nucleotide messenger RNA. RefSeq names its product S100 calcium binding protein A11 (gene S100A11). The record is from RefSeq and is a predicted model, not a curated record. NCBI's taxonomy places the organism in Eukaryota, Metazoa, Chordata, Crocodylia, Alligatoridae. Gene Ontology annotation, cellular component: cytoplasm. The coding region runs from base 153 to 515 and encodes 120 amino acids. Gene Ontology annotation, biological process: regulation of cell population proliferation. Gene Ontology annotation, molecular function: calcium ion binding; calcium-dependent protein binding. The transcript has 3 exons.
AAGUUCAGAUCUGAGUAAGCAGCAAUUGCACAACCAGACGCGAGGGGUCUGUGAGAGCAGAGCAGCUGCCAGGGCGGUGGCUAGGCGAGGCUCUGCCCUCCGAGUAGAUCUGUUCCCUAGCACUUGCCGUGCGCCGUUCCCCAGCUGCAGACAUGUCGAAGGUCCCGGUUGCACCCACGGAGACGGAGCGCUGCAUCGAGUCCCUGCUGGCCGUCUUCCAGCGCUACGCGGGGAGGAGCGACAGAGACGAAACGAAGCUCUCCAAAACGGAGUUCCUGGCCUUCAUGAACAGCGAGCUGGCCUCCUUCACCAAGAACCAGAAGGACCCGGCCAUCCUGGACCGCAUGAUGAAGAAGCUGGACUUGAACUGCGAUGGGCAGCUGGAUUUCCAGGAGUUCCUCAACCUCAUUGGAGGCAUCGCAGUGGCCUGCCACGAUGCCCUGUGUACAGGGGGUCCCGGUGGCCCCAAGGGUCCCAGCUGCCCCAAGGGUCCCAGCGGCCCCAAGAAACUGUGACCCCUUCUCCCGGUGCCCUGCACUCGCCCCACAGCAAACAUUCCACAAAGCACCUGAGCGAGACCAAGACAGAGCUGGAAACCCUCCCGACCCCGCGACUUUGUUUUAAUAAAGUGAUGGGAUGAAACUC